Microtus oregoni (creeping vole) is the source of this 1272-nucleotide messenger RNA. RefSeq names its product DNA methyltransferase 3 like (gene Dnmt3l). Gene Ontology annotation, biological process: negative regulation of transcription by RNA polymerase II. Gene Ontology annotation, molecular function: DNA (cytosine-5-)-methyltransferase activity, acting on CpG substrates; DNA binding; enzyme activator activity. Gene Ontology annotation, cellular component: nucleus. Bases 1 to 1272 code for a protein of 423 amino acids. Lineage: Eukaryota; Metazoa; Chordata; Mammalia; Rodentia; Cricetidae. The transcript is spliced from 12 exons. The record is from RefSeq and is a predicted model, not a curated record.
AUGGGUUCCCGGAAAAAUUCUUGCUCCAAGACAGGUGAAACAUGGGACCUGGAGACUCUGGACAGCUCUAGCCCGGACUCUGCCAAUCACCUGGAAGAGCAAUGGCUGAAAUCCACCCGUAGCCUCAGUGACGAUGAGCACAGCGUGGAGGUCGUACUGGAAGAUUCCCGGGAGCUGCUGUCCUUAACCUCACCCCCGCCAGGCAGAGAGAUUAUCAGGUAUGAAGUCACUGUGAACCAACGGAACAUCGAAGACAUCUGCCUCUGUUGUGGAAGUCUCCAGGUGUAUACGCAGCACCCCUUAUUUGAGGGGGGGAUGUGUGCCCCAUGUAAGGACAUAUUCCUGGAGACCAUCUUCCUUUACGAUAUGGAUGGGCACCAGAGUUACUGCUCCAUAUGCUGCUUCGGGAAAACCCUGUUUAUCUGUGAGAGCCCCGACUGUACCAGAUGCUACUGCUUUGAGUGUGUGGAUAUCCUGGUGGGUCCCGGGACCUCAGAGCGAAUCAGUGCCAUGGCCUGCUGGGUUUGCUUCCUGUGCCUGCCUUUCACUCGGAGGGGACUGCUGCAGAGGCGAAGGAAGUGGCGUCACCAGCUGAAGGCCUUCCACGAUCUAGAGGGGUCAAAUCCUGUGAAGAUGUACAAGAUAGUGUCUGCCUGGAAGAGACAGCCCGUGAGGGUGCUUAACCUUUUUGGGAAGAUUGAUAAAGAGCUUGAGAGUUUGGGCUUUCUGGAAAGUGGUUCUGGUUCAGAAGAGGGAAGACUGAAGUACUUGGAAGACGUCACCAAUGUUGUGAGAAGAGAUGUGGAGAGAUGGGGCCCCUUUGACCUCGUGUAUGGCUCGACACAGCCCCUAGGCUACUCUUGUAACCGCUGCCCUGGCUGGUACAUGUUCCAGUUCCACCGGAUCCUGCAGUAUGCUCAACCACCCUCAGGGAGUCAGCAGCCUUUCUUCUGGCUCUUUUUGGACAAUCUACUGCUGACAGAGGAUGACCAGGCCACAGCAACCCGCUUCUUCCAGGUGGAGGCUGUGACCCUCCAGGAUGUCCGCAGCAGAGUCCUCCAGAAUGCUGUGCGGGUGUGGAGCAACAUCCCAGGGUUGAAGAGCAAACACUCGGCCCUAACACCUAAGGAGCUGCAGUCCCUGGAAACCCAGACCAGAACCAGAGGCAAGAUGGCUACCCAGAAAGUUGACCUCCUGGUGAAGACCUGCCUUCUCCCCCUGAGAGAGUAUUUCAAGUAUUUUUCUCAGAACCCACUUCCUCUUUACAAAUGA